This is a messenger RNA of Miscanthus lutarioriparius, 261 nucleotides long. The record is from the annotation of a GenBank genome assembly. NCBI's taxonomy places the organism in Eukaryota, Viridiplantae, Streptophyta, Magnoliopsida, Poales, Poaceae.
AUGUCGACGAGAGGGGACGAGGCGAGGCAGGCGACGGUGAAGAUCAUCGAGACGGUGCACGUGGAGGCGGACCGGUAUAGCUUCAAGUCGAUCGUCCAGAGGCUCACCGGCAGGGAUGCGGUGGUCGGCGACUAUUCGGAAGGGCCCGAGCGUAGAUCAAAAUCAAAUGAAGAGGCGGCUCAGCGGGCUGCUGGGCAUGUGAGCAACCAAGCGAGCAAGCCCAUCGCUGAUCGCCACUCGUGCAAAGACGAGAGCUGUUGA